This is a messenger RNA of Clunio marinus, 195 nucleotides long. The record is from the annotation of a GenBank genome assembly. NCBI's taxonomy places the organism in Eukaryota, Metazoa, Arthropoda, Insecta, Diptera, Chironomidae.
AUGAAACUUAAUGAUAUUGCAGUUGAAGUGUCUGUUCAUUCUAACGAGACAAUAAAUCUUCAAAGAGGCUACAAAAAGCCGAGUGUACAUAAAAGAAUAUUUAUUGUUGAAGAUGCUUCAUUAAAGAAUAAAAUUGAGAACUUUUAUAGAUCAUCGACUCAUACAGCACUCACUCAUACCAAGCAGUCAGAAUAA